Molecule: messenger RNA, 1032 nt
Organism: Micromonas commoda
Lineage: Eukaryota; Viridiplantae; Chlorophyta; Mamiellophyceae; Mamiellales; Mamiellaceae
Exons: 1
Coding region: 1-1032 (343 amino acids)
Source: RefSeq, a predicted model, not a curated record
AUGGAUCACGCGCGCUCGAUCCUGUCGGCGGCGGACUGGUGGGCUUCUAAAGUCUUCCAAGCCGAUCGCGCCCCACUCCGAACCGGGACAAUGAACCCCCGAUCCAUCCGAUCGCUCUUCACAUUCCUCCUCAUCUCCGUCAUCCUCCUCGUCGGCCUGCCCACGGGCGCCGACGCGGCGGGGAAGAAGAAGAAGAAGAAGGAUCCGCUCGAGCUCCGCGCGGUCAAGUCCGACGUGAAGUACAUCCGAUGCCAGGUGUGCCAGGAGGUCGCCAAGGUGCUGAGCCGCGAGGCGUCGACGCUGCGCGACACGAAGGGCGCGAAGCUCAAGGAGAGCGACGUACUCGAGAAGGUGGAGAAGGUCUGCGAUCCGGAAGCCGUGGAGGGCGAGUGGCUCAUCACGCACGAUCUCCAGGAGAAGGGAUCCGAGCUGAAGAUGGUGCUCAUGAAGGACCAGUACGGCGCGUGCGGCAGCGAGUGCAAGACCAUGCAGCGCGCGUGCGAGAAGAUCGUCGCCGACCGCGACACCGACGUCGCCGAGAUCCUCUUCACCGGGUCGCCACAGCGCGCGGCGCUGGUGCAGCACAUGUGCCAUAACGACGACGAGGACGGCUUCGGCGCGUGCGUCAAGAAAGCCCCGCCGCUGCCCAAGUCCCGUCCCAAGGGCCCUGCGUUCGAUCCCGUCGACAAGAAGGACCUCGACAUGCAGCGCAUGAUGAAGAACAUGAAGGACAUGGGCAUGGGCGGCAUGAGCAUGUACAACCGGGACGACAUGGAGGACAUGAUGGACGACGAGGACAUGGAGGACCCCUCGCUGACCGACAACCCUUACAAAAACUACGACCAGUCCAUCUACGAUCCGCCCGAGCCCCCCGCGCCGGGCGUGGCGGAAAAGGUCGCCGACGCCGUCAGAGGCGCGGGUUCGGCGAUCAGGGGCGGGAUCGAAGCGGCGAUGAGCUGGGGCAAGGGGCUGUUCGCGCCGUCGAAGGAGUCCGCGGCCAAGGCGGAGACGGAGUCCCUCGGGGAGCUGUGA